CGAGGACCCCGCACAGCCAAGAUGGCGGCGUCCGUGCGGCGGGCGCGCAGCCUGCUAGGGCUGGCGACGUCCCUGGGCCGGGGCUCCCGGGACUACCGGGCGCCGCCGCCCCCACGCCGCUCGCCAGGGCCCUGGUGGCCGGACCCGGACGACCCACUGACCCCACGCUGGCAGCUAGGGCCGCGCUACGCGGCCAAGCAGUUCGCGCGGCACGGCGCCGCCUCCGGGGUGGCCGCCGGUUCGCUGUGGCCCUCGCGGGAGCAGCUCCGCGAGCUGGAGGCCGAGGAGCGCGAAUGGUGCCCGAGCCUGGCGGCCAUGCAGGAGUCGCUGCGGGUGCAGCGGCUGGCGGAGGAGCAGAAGCGUCAGGCCAGGGAGCAGCUCAUUGCCGAGUGCAUGGCCAAGAUGCCACAGAUGAUUGAGAGCUGGCGGCGGCAGCAGCAGGAGCGCAGGGAGAAGGAGCAGGCGGACAAGGAGCGGCGGGCCCAACUGCAGGCUGAGGCUCAGGAGCGCCUGGGCUACCACGUGGACCCGAGGAGCGCCCGCUUCCAGGAGCUGCUGCAGGACCUGGAGAAGCAGCAGCGCAAACGCCUCAAGGAGGAGAAACAGAGACAGAAGAAGGAGGCACGAGCUGCUGCGCUGGCCGCUGCCACAGCCGAAGACCCGGCAACCUCCGUGGCACCCGGUUCCUGACUGGUCUUCUCCCAAUAAAACCUGCCGCCUGAUGGCCCCACCCCUGAUUUUGUCCUCCUCUCUCAUCAGGCCCCCUCCUGGGGCCCCUGGUUCCUUCCCAACACCUGGGGCCAGGGAAUCCCCCACCUUUCCUGGCUCUGCUCACUCGGGGACUCUGGGCCCUGCUAGCUCAGGCUUCAGGGGGAGAAAGAGAGACGCAGUGGGGAAAUAAUGGAGGAGCAGAUGGCAGAGGAGAAGGCUUCUGUUUACCAACAUUAAUCUCCAGUAAUUAGCCAAUUACUAAGGGGGGAAGUGUAGCCAAAACAGACUGUGGUGCUGAUGGGGGGGGGUGGGUGGGCAGGGAGAAGCAGCCCUUCCAAGGCUAAAUUGGGGCUGGGGCCCACUGCCUGGGAACGAGCUGGCCUCAAAGGAGGGUGUGGAGACGGGGAGCCCCAGUCUGCAGAGGCUGACAGACCACUGCCCCUUCUUGGCACCGCUGUAUCACCUGUGCCCAACCAGCCCCCAGACCCAGAGGAGCCAGAGUAGGAAGCCCCAGUAGGCACACACCGCAGGACGAGCGUUUAAAACUUUAUUCGCUUCAAAACCUUUAUCAGAGACACGUUCUGUCCUGGGGUGGGGGUGGCCUCGACCUCCGAAGCAGCUCUGAUGUUACCCCCUCCCCAGGCAGGACAAGCCAGGCCUCCUCCUCCCCAGCAAAGGGAUGCAGGCUAGAGGCCAAGGCCAGACUAGGGAAGGGAUCCUUAGGCCUCCCGAGGUGCUCACCCGAGAUGGAAAGGUUGGGCCACUCCAAUGGAGGAUCAAAGUUUGGGGCUCCAGCUUCCCCUCACCCUGGAAGAAGGUGGGCGGGGGGGAGGUCUCAGGGGCUCUUUGGGGGAGGGGGAAGCAGGCAGCCGCCUCUCCAUCUGGCCGCAGGGAGCUGGGACAGAGGCCAAGAGGGGCCCAUCUGUCGCCUCCAGUCCUGCCAGUUUCUUGGAGCAGGCAGGGCUGGGGCGGGGGAUCAGGGACAGCUGUCUGGCCUGGGUCUUCUCAGGCCAAGAUGGGAAUUGGAGCCACUUUGGGAGGAUGGGAAGUUGGUUUUUUUUUUUUUUUUUUUUUUAAGGUUUUUGAUUUUUUUUU
Panthera uncia (snow leopard) is the source of this 1806-nucleotide messenger RNA. RefSeq names its product GADD45G interacting protein 1 (gene GADD45GIP1). Bases 22 to 690 code for a protein of 222 amino acids. The record is from RefSeq and is a predicted model, not a curated record. NCBI's taxonomy places the organism in Eukaryota, Metazoa, Chordata, Mammalia, Carnivora, Felidae. The transcript has 2 exons. Gene Ontology annotation, cellular component: nucleus.